Messenger RNA from Chenopodium quinoa (quinoa), 1102 nucleotides. RefSeq lists its product as uncharacterized. Bases 341 to 679 code for a protein of 112 amino acids. The record is from RefSeq and is a predicted model, not a curated record. The transcript has a single exon. Lineage: Eukaryota; Viridiplantae; Streptophyta; Magnoliopsida; Caryophyllales; Amaranthaceae.
UAUAUUUUUUUUUAUUUAAGUCAAUUAAAUUGCCUAAAAAUAUAUGCCGGUUAAACUGUAAUACUUAUUAAAAUACGGAGGGAGUAAUAUACCACACAUAUAUGGAAAUUGACAUGAAGUAUGUAUGUCCUAUUGUCCUACAUAGCCAACAAACACAUUCACUCAAUCACUAACAUAGUCAUCAAAGGGGUUUACCUCGAUCUAUUAUAUUUUUAACCUCACCCUCGAGACUAAAUAUUUAAUUUCCUUGUAGGUCAUUAAAACCUAUAUCGAUCGAUUUUUAACACUUUUACCUUUACACUAGUGUCCACAAUAUAUAUUAGUACCUAUAUAUCAAACAAUGUCUCUAGCCUUAGUCUUCAUAUCAGCAUAUCGCCAACUUGCAACACUACGGCCAACACUCUAUUACGCUGGAAUAUGGACAACAAUGUUGAUUUUAACGGUAGUGGUGGCAUCAUUCUCCCCGGAGCUAGCCUUCAUGGAGGCAAUAACCCGUUACUCGCCGUCGUGUGGUGGCGAUGGAUACGUGAGGAUCCCACUAGACAUGCCAGGUGAAAGAGUAUGCUUGCCUGCCCACAUGUUGAAGAGGUCUACGUUGGAUGUCUUCAUUCCCACUUUGUUCUCUGCUCUCAUUGUGGCUUCUUCUGCUUUGCUUCUUAGAUCUUUGGGCUUAUCCUAAAAUUGUAAACAACUUUAUUAAUUUUUUUGGGUUGGUAAAAGGUUGUAUUGUGUGAGUUGGGUGUUAGAAGAGUCAUGUCAUAUGCAAGGAAGGACAACAAUUGCAUUGUUAAAUUAAUAAUAUAUACUUUCUCUAAUUCUUUUUAAUUGACACGUUUUGACUUUGUCCACUUUUUGCAUAAUUUAUUGUAACUUAUUUUUGUGAAUUCAAAAUUAGUUUUAAGAAAAAACUUAGUUAUACGCGCUUUAUUAGAUUCGUAUCAAAAUCCACUUUUUAAAUAAUAUUUUUUUCUAACUUUUGCUAAUAUAUGUAAUACGGAGUAAAAGAUAUUACAUUUAAAAGUAUGCAUUAGUAAAUAUUUUAGUACUCCCUCCGAAUUUAAUUACUUAUUCCACUUUACAUUUUUUACUGUAUUAAAUUACU